UCUUUUUACGAUACAUUAGAUAUAUAAAAUAUCUCAUAACAUUGAUAUCUGGCGGUCUUAUUUGAUCAGGUCAACUUUAACAAAAUGUUAUUUUUCAUGUUGCUAAUUGCUGCAACGCAAAUUCUUAUCAUCGCAAAUGAACAAAAUUUGGUAGAUGCAGUGGAGAUAGAUAACAGUCCAAUGGCUUAUGGGCAAUUCAGUGGAAAAGAAGAUGAAGUUACAUCCCAUCCAAUCUGUAACUGCAAUGAGCAAUUCGAUGAAUGCAUGGAGACUUGCGAUACAAUAGAAAUUUACGAUCCUGUUUGUGGUACGGACGGAGUUACUUAUGAUAAUUCAGGACUUCUAGCAUGCGCGCAAUGUUGUAGGAAAGAUGUAACAAUGGAACAUCCUGGAAUGUGUACAAAAAGUUCAUCUGAAUAA
Cyphomyrmex costatus is the source of this 420-nucleotide messenger RNA. RefSeq names its product thrombin inhibitor rhodniin-like. The transcript is spliced from 5 exons. Bases 85 to 420 code for a protein of 111 amino acids. The record is from RefSeq and is a predicted model, not a curated record. NCBI's taxonomy places the organism in Eukaryota, Metazoa, Arthropoda, Insecta, Hymenoptera, Formicidae. Gene Ontology annotation, molecular function: protein binding; serine-type endopeptidase inhibitor activity.